AUGAACAAAAUCUUUACGAAUUUUGAGCAGGAACAGCUUUCAAUCUCACUACUAGGGGGAAGCUUAGAAAUAAGAGAUUUAGACAUCAGAAAAGAACUCUUUGAGGAUUUAUCAUUUCCAAUAACCCUAAGUGAUGGGAUUGUGGGGAAAGUCAACAUAGAUUUUAUGUGGAGAAAAAUAUUUACUCAAGAGUUUGUGAAAAUCACUUUAGAUGAUGUUUAUGUGAUUUUUAAUACUACUGAUAUGAAGAAAUGGGAUAUAGAGAUGUUUGAAAAGAAUUGGAAAAGGGUUAAGACUAAUUUGUUGAGACAAGAUGAAUUCAUCACAUUCUUAAAAAGCAGUAUGGCUUCCAACUUUCUGAAGCAGUUUGGUCAUUUUUUUAUUUCAAAGAUUCAGUUUGAGAUCAAAAACAUCAAUUUCAGAAUCGAAAACUUGCUUUCAAAAUAUAUGAAGAGGUUUGUAAUUGGCCUUAGAAUAGACAAAAUUUCUAGUCGAAAUUGCAAUGAGUAUUGGAUUCCAGUAGACAAAUCUGGAGCGUCUAUUUUGGGACGGAGCACUGACAAAUCUCUUGGAUUGCCCCUAGAAACUGCUCAAGUUGCUGAUUCAGGAGUUCCGAAAAUUUCGAAUUCCUCCAAUAACCAAGGUUCUCACUCUAUUGCGAAAAGAUUCGAGUUGGAUGAACAAGAUGAAAUCACUAUAGAUUCUAUAGUAAAUAAACAUUUCAGAUCUAUAGAACCUAAAUUCAAAAGAAUGGAAGGCUCUGAUGAAGAUUCUGAAGUAGAUAACGAUGAAAAAGAUGAUUAUAACGAGCAGGAAAUCAUUUUGGAAAGUGUUUUAAUCGGAUCUAGAUUUGGAGAAAAUGGAGCUAAAGUUUCUGAGACCCAUGAUUUUUGGUAUAAGCUUAAAAAUAAGACUCCCUUGAGGUGGGUCUGGAACAGCCAUAAGUAUGAUCAAGAAACACAAUCUCCACAUAACCUUGAUUCAGAAAAGCAUCUGGAGCUAAGUGGAGAGAGAAAAUUAGCAGUAGAUCCUGGAACCAAAUCAGUAAGAACCGGGACUUGGUCUAACAAUGACUUGAUUUUUCCCCAUCCUAAUGGUACAGGAAUAAGUAGGGAAGUUAUUGAUAGUUUUAUCAUUGCAAAGGAGAAAAAAGAAAUAGAAAGAUAUAGUAAAGAAAAGUUAGUGCAAACUGAUAUUUUGGCCAAAAAAGAGAUAUUCCUCAAAUCUUUUCUAAUAGAAAACUUUUCUGUAUAUAUUGAUGAGAUUUCAACAUUUAACGAAACAAAACAUUCUCCUUGGACCAAUUUAAAAAAAUCAGAAUCACAAAUUUCAGACAGAAUAAGCUUCUUAAAGGGUAUAUCAGCCAAAGAAUCCGAUACCCAUAAUUUUAUUAUAUAUCCACAUAAGAUUGAGUUAAGAGCAAGAUUGGUGCCAUGUAUUAUCAGUUAUGAUGAGAAUAUAUAUGUUUCAGCUCUCAACGACAGGUUCUACAUUCUAUCUCAAGAUGAAGACAACCAGAUUAUUCCAAUGAUAUCAUUCUAUCUGAUUUUUGAUAACGUGAGUAUUGAAAUUACAGAAAAGCAACUCAAACUAUUAUUAGACUUUUUAGACUAUUCGGUAUUUCUAUAUGGGGACUUCUCAGCUGGUUCCUGUCCAAAGGACUUUGAGAAUUUUCCAAGUGAACAAUUCUGUAUUAAAUACAGACUUGCAUGGUUUGAUUUUCUUAUUGGAGAAAAAGAUAGAAAUUACUCAGAGAUUUGUAACAUAGAAGAAAGUUAUAAUGCUUAUUCUCUGAUUAAGCUUAGGAAUGAUGUCUAUAAAUGUCUUAAUUAUUCAAUUUACCACUCAGUAAAAUCGAUAUUUAGUUUUGACUUAGACAAAAAUGAAGGUAACUUUUUAAAGUUUCCUCUAUUUUCAAUUUUGGAAGGAAAAGAAAAUAGCUGUAGAGAUUCUUUUGGUGGCUUUUCAAACUUAAAUAAGUCUGUGAUGGUUAAUGAAAAAGAUAAGAUUAGUCAUAAUCUUGUUCAGUAUAUUAUUUCUAAAGUUGUUGUAGGACAGAAUGACCACUAUUCUGUAAGUCUUAAUAUGAAUGAAAACUCAGAGACAGGAGAACCAAGCAAAGACAGUAAUAUCAACAGUUAUACUGAAGAAAGAGGAAUUCUCUUAAGCAAGGAGGAAAUAAAGUUAAUUAAAGAAAGUGAAUUAUUAGGAAAGAUAAAGACAAAAACUAGAAACUUGUUAUCUGAGUGUGAACUACCUUUUGAGGUAUUGACUUUUGAUCUGAACUCCUACUUAAAGUCUGAAAAGGAUAAGAAGAAUAAUAGAUCUUACCAUACUUCUCCUUUUACACUGAUAUUAAAUGCUCAGAACUUAACAAUCAAUUAUUCAGUAAGCUUAAAUGACCAUAGCUCAGUUUUUAAAGGUAAGAAGAAUUUGAGAUUUAACUGUUUGGACUUAUAUUUUCAAUAUAAACUAUUUACUGAGUCCAAGAAAUCUGAGAUGACUGUUGCUGCUGAGAACUGUUAUAUGGUAGUACAUGAUGAUAGGGAAAUAGGGGUCAACUUAAUUAACAGCUCAAAUUGCUUACUUAGAAUCGGACCAAAUAUCCAAAACUCUCAAGCUUCUAAUAAGAAAGCUUUCAGUCAAUUAACAAAUCAUCCUAUACUACAUAGGUCUAGUAUUUAUACUGGUACCACUAUAUGUAGUAAAAGGCCUUAUAAGAUGUUUCUUGGCAACCAUGAAAACAAUAAGAUGCACGAGCCUUGUGAGAAAAUUGGAGGAUUCUGGAUAACUAUUAGACUAAAUAAGAAUCUCUUUAGGACUACUCCAAAGGUAAAUGUAUAUGGGAAGACUUAUGGUGAGAUUUCUAUAGUUGGAUCAUAUGAUUUAUUUGAGAGAUUUUUAGAUCCCAUUGUAAAUCAUAUGAGCCCAAAACAGAGAAAUAACUAUUUAAAUAAAGCAAACCAAAACUUUGUAAAAGUAAUCAAGAAAGGUCAAAAAUUCAUGUCAGAGUUCUUUAAUAAUGGAGGAGCCUUUUGCACUUUUUCUGACAUGCCAUGCCCUAACUAUAUAUACAUAAAUAUAGAUGCAAAAGCCAAACAGCUUCUAUUCUUUCCUAUUCUAAAAAAGGAUUUUCAAAAUGAAUUACUUGAGAAACCAAACCAUAGUACACUUCUAACCAGUGAAAAAGCUGAAAAAAAUUCCAUUAUAAAGCCAGUUGUUGAUUUAUUUUCAAACUUAAUGGAGUACAAGAUCAACAAACUAUCUACUAGUUCAGGUAUGUACUGUAUUGACUGUGGUGAAAUGCUUAUUGAGACUUUCCAAAAGAAUCUAUACAGGAAAGGUGAGAAUUCUGGAGAUAAAUUCUUCACUGAUGACAUUAAUAUAAGUUUUUCUAAUAUAUCUUUAUCUUUUAUGAGACAAGUAAGGCUGAUUGAUCUUUAUAUUUAUAGAGAUCUUGAAAAUAAAGGUAAAGGUACCUUUAAUGAGUUUCAAGAUCCUUGGGAAAACCCACAAGAUUACGCUGUUAGAUGCAUUCUAAAACCUCAAAGUUGGACAUUUUCUGUCUCUAAAUACAGGAGUAACCCAAUAAUAAAUACAAAUAGUAAUCUAAAACAGUUUUUGGUAAACUUGGAAUUUUCCUUGAAACUUGCUGAAGACACUAGUGUAGAAAUUAACUCCACAGAUCUUGAUAUUCACAACAUUGCAGAAAUUGUCAAUUACUUUGUCAGUUUCUAUUCUCAGUACAACUUUAUUAACUACUCACAAGUCCUUGUAAGUAAUAUGGAUGAGACGGAAUCUUUAAAAGGAGGAGGUACAGGAUCUAGUAACCAAAGCUGUUCAAUAUCAAGUUUGGAAUCUAUGGAAUCAAUAAUUGCUAACUCCAUUUCAAAGGCUGGUAAUUUUGAAUUUUUAAAGAAUAUUGAGUUUGUAUGUACUAUACCUGAUACCCGUAUUAUAAUUAAAUCUGAUAAUGUUUACAGAGAAAGACAAGGAAUGGCAAUUAAGGAUUUACCUGUAAUAAAGUUAAAUGUUUCAUUAAUUAAAGUACUAGUUUUGAAUGGAGACAAAGCUAAAUCUGGGGUUUAUGUGUCUAUAUCGGAUGUAUGCUUAUCAGGAGGGAUUUUGAACAGAAACAGCAAGCUUUUAGUACCUUUAUUUUGCCCAAUUUCGGAUACAUUUUGCAGCUUAAGUAUCAAAUUCUCUGAUUUGAAUAACAUUGAUAGGUACAAAGAUUUCACAGGUAUCCUUUUAAAUAACACUUAUAUGGAUAUUCAGAUUAAUAAUCCAAGAUUCAUUGUAUAUUGGGAUCUUUAUGGGAUCAUUUUAAAUUGGAUUAUCACUUUCUACUUCAAGUCUAUUGCAAUUCAUCUUGAAAGAAAGAUAGAUAUCAACAAGAUAAAACCAAUUUUGGAUGGUAAAAUAGAAGAUUACUCGGACACUUCCAAUAUAAAUAGCUAUCAAAUUAAAGACAUUCAUAGCCAAAGUCAAGAAGAUCAUGAACAGAAUUUCAAUUCUCAAGCAGAUCAGGACAAAAUACCUUUGGAGACAGAUAAUGAUUAUGUUAAAAGUCAAAUUAUUCAAUUCCUAUCUAUAAUCAAUCUAAAGAUUCAGUUUAAAGAUGUUGUUGCAAUUCUUCCCUGCACUCUUUCUGACCCAAUCCAGGUUGUGAUCACCGAGACAGAAGUUUCAUCUUCCUCUACAGCAGUAUCUUCUUCAGCAACCUCAUCUGCUUCUGGAAAAACUCAAACUAAUUCAGGUACAGGAUUCUCAGGAGCUUCUGUUAUUUCGGCUACUUCAGCUUUCAAGGUUGACAUUUUAAAGUCUCUUUUAGCUGUAAUAAGAUGUGACUUAAAAUAUACAUUUAAUGGCGAAUCUAUAUUUGAGAUUGAGACUAGAAAAAGUUCUCAUAGCAAGCUGAAAAGUAAUACAAUCAAAAGUACUUUUGAAAUAUUCAAAGGAAGUAUUCAAUUUGGGAGGUCUUUGACUCCCAGAUAUAUAAUUGAAGCUUUAGGGAGAAUUUCGAGGAGUCAUAGUUUGGCAGGAAGACAUGGAUUAAUUACUAGUAAUGUUUUAGUGUCUAAAGUUGGAAGUGGGGGAUUAUCAUCUAGUUAUUCCAACUUUAUACAAAAGAAGAAUGAAAAUACAUCAACAGGAGGAAGAAAUUUAAGUAUUAUAACAACUAAUUCAAAUGGAAACAACUCAAAUACAAGUCAUAAUACUGUAGGAAGUCAGUUUAAAAAGGUUUUAGGUGAAUCAAAUAUCACAAAUUUGGUGAAGACUUUCUAUUUACCUGGAACAGACCAAGCUUUAAAAAGCUUAAUAGAGAUUGAGAAUUUGAUAAACUCCUACCAGUGGCAAUUUAAUUUUGAUAUAGGUUCUGGAGAUGAGAAAAAGAUUGUUUCAUCUUUAAGAUUCAAACUUGACUAUAUAAUUAAUCAGUUAGAGAUUAAAUCUGAGAUGGAGAAUAUAAUAAUGCUUUAUGGAUUUCUGGAGACAGUUGAAAUAAAAAUAAACACUAAUGACCUUCUACAGCUGACAAAUGUGGUGGAUAUGUAUUACAAGUUGAUUCAAAGCAAUUUAUUUGUGGACCUUUCCAAUCAGAAUGGCCAGCUCGGAGGAGGAGGAGGAGGAAGAGGGGGAUUGGAAAACCAAGAUACAAUGGAAAUCCAAAGUGACUAUGGUUCCUCCAGAUACAAUGUUGGUUAUAAUUAUCAGACUAACGGUAGUUCUAUUGAGAAUAACUCGAUGAUAAAUUAUUUGGUGUACUUAUUUCCCUCAAUUUUCCAUACAACAGUUACUAAUUACAGGAAAUUCAUCUCACAAUUCAAAUUGGAGGGGCUGAAAAUUCAUUAUAUCCCAACUAACCUUACAUCCAAUAAGGAUGGUGUACUUAUAGAUGUAACUGAGACUCAGCUUGGGGUAUAUGUUAAUGAUGAAACUCCAAACAAUGAUUUUCUAUUGAAGAUUUUUCCGUUUCUAUCAGUAUUCAAUGAAAAUUCGAAAAGAUUAAUGGAUGAGUUUGAGAUCAGAGACAAAUUAUUGCUGAUCCCAAGAUUUUCCAUAAACAGCAUACCAAUUUUACCAAUUCUAGCCAAGUCAAAGGACAUAUUUUUUGGGUUAAUCUUAGAGUUUAAAAAAAUCUCAGUCUCUAUCUUUAAUAACGAGCUUAUGUUCUACGAUAAUAUUUUAGAACCCUUUGAUGUUAGUUUAUUGUCGAUAUGUAAAGGUGAAGAUAUUCAGAAGAUAUUAAAAGAAAAAGUAAGACCAAAACUUGAUAUGGAAGUUACUUGGAUGAAUUUGACAAUGACUCCAGAAUAUGUGAAAUAUUGGUUAAAUUGUUUGGAUAACUUUAAUGAGGUUUACUCAAAAUACUAUUUAAGACUGAACAACACAGUUAAACUUCUUUCGAGUAGAGUAUUCCCUUAUAACAACAGUCUUAGAAUGAUUUCCCAAGGUAUUGAUAACAUGAAGGGGAGGAAUAGUAAUGAUAUAGAGGAAAGUUUUAAAUGUCUUUCAUCUAGACCUUUAUCUGGUGAAUGGGAUGACCAUACAUUUAAUUUUAACAAUUCAAAUAAUAGGCAGAUCACUGGAGGGAUUGGCGGAAAUCUGAGUAACUUAGACUUUGUUUUAUAUAACGAUACUGGACAGACAUUGGCAGUAUUGAUUCCUUUGUUUCUUGAUGACAGCAAGAGAAACAGGGUGGGAGAAUCAUUAGAAUCAAGAAGCUCAGAUAUUCAAACAGAUCAGAGCCAGGGUAAAAGAUUAGUUACUGCUCCAGAGAAUUGUAUAAGUACUAGCAAAAGGAGAAGAAACUCAAAUUUAACUAGAAGAAGGACCGACAAGGUCAGCUCAGAGAAACCUAUAAAGGAAAAUAUCUUUGAUAAAUUGCUUGUUCGGAGGAAGUCAGCCUUGGAUACAAGAGACCUUUAUUCUCAGGAAUCAGAGAUAUCAAACAUUUCUAACAUAAGCAAAACUACUUAUAAUUUAUACUACGUCUGGAGGUACUUAAAACCUAACGACAAGAUUUCAUUUAGUAGGGACGAGUAUGGAAAUAGUUACCCAAUAGUUAUUAGAAUUCGAAUUUUGAAUGAUGUAUUUGACCUUAAUAAUAUAACUUUGGACAAAGUAAAUAUGGAGGUUGUUUACCUCGGACUAAGUGAGAGAGACCAAACAAGGAUUCCACUACUGAUAAAGACUGAUAUUAUGAAUAACAACUCUUUUUUGAUUUCAAUUUCCUCACGAGUUUUUAUCUCAAACAACACAAGUAACAUCUUAAGAUUACUACCGAACCCAAAGAAUGUUGAAGAUUUUUUGAGCUACAACUUUUUCAUCCCUCCAACGAACAGUAAACCAAUUUUAAUUUCAAAAUAUAAUAGUAAAUUCUACGAGACAAUUUCCAGAAAAUAUAUUGAUAAAAACUAUAUUAUCAGCAUUUUAGACGAAGAAAUAAACAAAACCAGCUAUAGUAGUAAUGAUUAUAUUAAUAUUUUGGUUCAAUCGAAUUUAUUUUGCAAAAAUUUCAAUUCCGACUUUUUUACUCUUUAUUUAAAUCCUAAUACGUAUACAUGCAUGCCAAUGUGGACAUCAAUACCGGUAUUGCAUGCAAGUGGCAAGCAUGAAAUGUUGAAAUUUAUUCCACUGCGGGGAGUAAUAAACAAUGUUUGGUUAGAGUCAGUUUUGAGGAGUGAUGAAGAAAAAAAGAAUAGAGUUUCUAUAAAAAUUCCGGGGGAAGGAGAGGAGGAAGAAGAGGAGGAAGUACUAAAGAAUGAGUUUAUAAUGGACAGUAGAAAGCUAAUGAAUGAUUACUCAAGAAUUUAUAAGAAUUUGUUUACUUCUUCUGAGCAGAUAAUGCAGAACAAAUGUUAUAAGAAGCUGUUUACGACCAAUACAGCUGGGAAAAAGAAGAAUUAUUUUGGAUCUAGUACUAUUCAGUUGACAAGGAGGUUGCAGGCGGGGGAUUUGAACCUUGAAGGUAUGGAAAAUGGUGUUAAUGAAAGAGCUAGUGGUAGUAGUAGUGGGUACGGUAGUAAUGGCUAUGGGAAUAACAUUAGUACUGAGAGUGGUACUGUAUCACUAUGUUCCUCGGUUUGUGAAUAUUCCAGAAGGGACACAAGAAGUAACUCUAACUCCUUCAUGUUUGUAAUAAAGUUGGAUAUUCCAUUAGUGAUAGAGAACAACUUAUUGAUUCCUAUCCAACUUUCUUUUAACAAAGAUAGAGAAAGACAUAUCAAAAUAAACGGUUCAAUUGAGCAAAUUCCCAACGAAAAGGAAGAAGCUAACAACGAUAAAGGCUGUAAUAAUGGGGUUGCUAUAGGACAAACAGGAAACUCCAACGAUAGAGUUGGCUCAGUAUUAGAGACCAGAAAAAGAAGUAAAUCAGGAGAGGAUGAGGAAGAAAGUGAGGUAGAUGACGUUUCCGAGUUAAUUGAUAGGGUUUUAUACCUAAAUGAUUCCAAUAAGUCAAAUAUAAAUUUAAAAAACAAUGAGAGAAUUCUAUUAGAAUCUUUGCCAAAUUCUGUAAGCUUGAGCAUAUUGGAUGUAUCCUUUGGAAAGUUUUUUGGAUUUUACAAAUCAUCUCAAAUUCAAAUUAACUAUAAUUCAACUAGUAAGGAGCUAAAUAAAGAGAUUCUAGUUCCUUUAAAACUGAACAAUGGAUAUAAGCUUAUGCCAAAUAAUGAUCUUACUAAAAUUAAUGGGAUGAGUGCAGUAGUAACCAAUGGAUUCCUUCCAAACUCUACCUGCAUCAAUGUUGUUUUUGAGAGAAAUAGAACCGAUUACGUAUCAAGAGAUUUCAUUCCAAGACAAAAACAGGAUUUCAAUUACUACAUGGAUAAUGCUCCUAGUUUAAAUUUCAAAAAUUCUGUUCGAAUUUACCAAGAAUCUCAGGCAAAUAAUGGCUUGGAUAUUUCUACUCCUUGGAAUGGAUAUUAUUGCAAUGCUUAUAAUACCUGCAAGGUUAGAUUAAAUGUUUAUGCUCCGUUUUGGAUUAAUAACAGACAACACGCUCCAAUCUAUAUUUUACAAAAAUCACAACUUUUUUCCAGAUUUAGAUUAGGAUCUAAUGAAUUUAGGAUUCUUCCCACUAAUGGAAAGAGUGACUUAAGUAUUGCUUUAAACCCAGAACUUUCAAGAAAGUGUCACUCUCCUUUUGUUCAUAUUGAGAGAGCCAACAUUGUUGGAACUAUUACUGUUCCUUCAAAGAAAUUCAACUCUUUAUCUAAUUAUGGAGCGAAUAAUUUAAAUUCAAAUUUAAUUAAUCAACAUAUAGCAAGGGAUAACAUUUCUGGGAAUCAUUUUGGAUUAAAACUUGGAUAUUGUGUAACAACAAUUAGCAACUUUUCCAAAUCUCCAAAUUUCAUGAUUAAUAUUUAUAACAAAUACAUUAUUGUAAAUUAUCAUAAUUUACCAAUUUGGAUUCGAGAGUCCAAUAAGUUUGGGAGUUGGGUGUAUAUCCCACCAAACAUUUCAAUUCCUUUUCAUCCUUUGGACAAUAAGGAUGUUUCUAUCAUUGAAAUUACCUUUUUGGAUCCAAAGAUUAUUGAGGAAUAUGAGAGCAAGUAUCAUAUUGGUCUAAAUAACAUCCCAUAUAAAACUUUACCUCUUUCUAUUGAUAAUUUAUAUGAUAUUCAAGUUAGACUGGUUUCUUCUUUGAAUAAUAUUCCAUUAAUUAAUCAAAAUGAAAAAGAUGGUCCUUCAAAUGAAAUUGGAAAUUUACAUUUUACUUACAUUCUUUCAUCUGUUUCUAUUUACUCUAUUAAUUCAUCCACAUCUUACCAAAUUAAUAUAUAUCCAUCUCAAAUCCCAGAUUUUUCAAUAGUAAAUGAGACUCCAUGUAACAUAUUCAUCAGGCAGCUCAAUACAUCAUGUUGGAAUCAUUUUAACCCUAUUUCUGAUUCUAACUAUGCUUUACUGGACCCUUUUGGAGACCACAUACUAGAACUAGUUGUUGGAGUUUCUUUAGAGAAUUUGGAAUUAACUAAGUUAAACAAGAAAAACCCAAUUUUACAGAGUAGAAAGGAGCAUAUUCACUUGGGAUAUCAUACUAAAAAUCAUCAUAAUCAUCACAAUCAUCAUCGUGGUUCUGUAGCAUUUAAUGGUUUUUCAUCAAUACCACUAUAUUUAUAUAAUGAUCAUAACAUUAAUUUCUGGUAUAAAAACAAGAAUAAUCUUAACCUGAAUAAGGUAUUAACUCAUUCCAGAAUUUUCAUCCCUGAAUACAACAGCAUAAUUUAUAUUGUAAUGCUUAUUGAGAAUGGUACCAGGGUAAUUAAUAUUUCAUUUGACAAUACUUUGUAUAGACGAAGACGGAAUGAGAUCAGAGCUGUGAACCAUAGUAAUCUAGCCAAUAAAAGUAUCAAGUUUGAACCAGGCUCUUAUAACUCAAAGAUCUAUCAUGAGGAAGAAUUUGGACAUGAUUUAGUUCAAAGUAAUGAUUACACCAACAUUGAUCUUGAUACUGACCUUGAAGAAGGAGUUAGUGAUCGAGAUUUGGCUAUAAAUCACAGUGGGAAGUCUAUUUUCAAAUCUCUUGGGAACAAGUUAAAGAACCAAAAGAGAUAUAGGAAUAAAGACGGCAAGUUGAAUAUUUACGAUGAGGAGGAUUAUGAAGAUAACAGAAGUGAUGAAAAUAAAGAGUAUAAAGAGAAUGAAAUGAAUCCAAGUUACAUAAGUUAUGGAUAUAAACCAAGAGAAAAUUUUACUGAGAAAAAUAUAUCUGCUUCAUCAAAUCAUAAAACUAUUAACAAUGAGACAGAAACUAACCUUGAACAUAGAAAUAUGGCAUCUUUUGAGACUUUUAAAGAUUUGGAAAUUGGUAAAGAGCAAGGUUUAAAUAGGAUUACAGCUGUUUCAUCAUUUGAGACUGAGCUUUCCCAAUUCAGUAACUCAAAUUUAUCCAGAGUGUCUUCCGGUCAAAAUCUAUUAUUGUUUGUUGAUAAGUUAAGACCCGAGACGAGAAUAUGUUUUGAAAUAAAUAUAAAAUGUGAUGGUUUUGGAGUCUCUUUUCUUUCAAAUGCAAAUAAGGAGAUAACUUAUAUGUCAUUCCAAAAAAUAGGAUUUAAGCUGGAGAACUCCAAAAUAAAUUAUAAUAAAUUUCAUAUGAGAUUCAGGAUUAUGGAGUUUCAGCUUGACAACCACAUUACUUCUUCUGCUGAAAAUACUAUAAUUAGAAAAGCAACCCCAAAUGAAUUCUUAAGACUUUCAAAACUUAAUACCCAGAAGAAAGGAGAAAAGAAGAACUCCAAACCUGAAGCUGCUUCUCCUACUCCCAAACAAAAUGGAGGAGAUGAAAAUGCUAAUAUUAUUGAUAAAAAGACUAAUGAUUUGGAGGAUGAUAUGAAUGAAAUUGAGGAAGAUAGUUACUAUGGUAUAGAGUCUCUACUCUCAGUUGGUGUGGCUACUUUAGGGGAAGUAAUAAAGAAAAAGAGUGAGAUUAUUCGUAUUCAUAACAAAUUAUUAGAAUAUAUGACACUAGGAAUUCAAGAAGGGUCAGAUUUAACUAGUAGAGAGAAAAAGAUUAAAAAGAUACUAUGUAUGAAAUCAUUUCUAGAUUUACAAUUCAGCAUUGUAAUGGAUAACACCAAUGAUAUCUCUAAUAAAUAUGGAAGUAAUGGUGUGAUUGAGAUUCCUUACCUUUAUUUUUGGAUGUAUCCUUUAAGUAUUCAUUUAGAUAUUGAUAAUUUAAAAGAAAUGGUCUCAAUUUUGGAUCAAUUAAUAAACAGAAUACUUUCUCCAACGGAGGAGUUGGAUAAUACCAAGUCUAUAUCUUUGCAGAGUUUACCUUUAGUAGAGAAUCUAAAGAAGGUUUCCAAGUAUGUUUAUAUCCAAGUGCUUUUAAUGAAUCCAAUACAGAUUUUAUGCUCAACAAGCAAAAGUACAUGGAAUAUAACAGCAAACCAAAAUGUAAACUUUACUGACUAUUAUAACAUAAUGAACAAUAUUACAAAGAUGAGUGAAAGUGAGGUUAUUGUUCGAGAAAUCAUCCCUCUGGUUCAAGGGUUUGGAAUAACUGGAGAAAAUAUUGCAAACCAAAUAGGAGGAAUGGAUUUAAAGGCUUUACUUAACUACAAGAUAAUGAGUAACUUUGGGAAUCCAUACUUGAAUUUUAAUAAUGAGUUGACUUUAAAUCAUGCUAAUAUUACAGAAAAGAUCAAAACAAGUUAUUUAGUAGGUUAUAAACAGAAUUUUGAGAAUCAAAAUAAGGAAAAAUUGGAUGAAGCAACUGGGAUGUUUUUAGCUAACGGAAUAAAUCCCAAUAAUUCAGAAAAUCAGAUUAGAAAGUCAGUUAUUGGAGUUGAAUUUGGAGGUGCUAAUAAUAUAAACGAAAAUCUUGUAGGCCAGGGUCAAAUACAAAAUAACUUAAAAAUGAAUAAAACUGGUACUGAGUUUAUAUUAAAUAUAUUACAAUGGUUAUCUUCAAUGCCAUUCUCAAAUGUACCAAUAGAAUUUAAGGGAGUGAUAAAUGAAUCAAUAUUUUUGGAUAGUGAAAAAUGUAUUGUUCAGAUUGGAAAUUUGUACAAAAAACAGAUAUUCUCCCAUAUAGGUAAAAUCAUUGGUUCCAUUGACCUAAUUGGGAAUCCAAUAGAUAUUUAUAUUCUUGUAAAAGAGGGAUUAUUAGCUUCAAAAUACCAUUUUGACCUUUACAAAAGAGCUACCAAACUUAAAGAGAAGAUUCAGGAAAAUAUUGAAAAAAAGAGGAUAAGAAAAGGUGAACUACUUACUGGGAUGAACAAUAAAACAAACAAAUUUGAUUCAAAGCAUAUCAAGGAAUAUCAAGACAUAGAAAUAAUUGAGAAUGAGUUUAAUGAAAAUGAAAAUGAAAAUGAAAAUUUAGAUAACUCAAGUAUUGAAGAAACAUCAUAUCAAGCAGAGAAAGAACAGUUGGAUGAACAAUAUCAAUAUCUUUUAGAUUUUUGCUAUGACUUAGAUGAAAAACAAAAAACUAAAGCCUAUGAUGAAGAGGUUGAAGAUUUUUUAAAAGAGAAUAAAUCAUUGGUAUUAAAAUCUAAUGCAGAGUUAAUGACAAAAUUAGUAUUUUUUUCAAUUAAGGAGAUUAUGGUAGGAUUACAUAUUCUUGUUGCAACAGGAAUUGCAGUAGCAUCUCAAGUAGUUGUAAGAAUUUCAAGUGCAAUAUUACAUUUAUUUGAGGUAACUUAUUUAUUGGAUCAAGAUUGUUUAAUGAGCAUAUGGUAUGGUACACCAUUAUUUAUGAGUAAAUAUAUGGCAGAUAAUCCAAAUAAUUUGAUUGAAGGUUUAAUUACAGGUUUAUUACGUUCUUUACUGAUAUUAAUGAGUAUAUUAAUUAAUUUUUGGCAGGUACCUAAAAAAAAAUACAGACAAAUGGGUAUUUGGGGUGUAUUUUUAGGUAUAUUUUUAGCUUUAGUGAGAAUAAUACCAGCAGGAUUUGCAGCAAUUCUUGCUUUGUUUUAUGGUAUUUCUUCAGGUGUGGUUCAAAGUUUACGUACAAAAAUUCCAGUGAGACAUAUUAGAACUGUUAGGGUAAUAUGUAAUGGAAGUCCAAUAUUACCUUAUAACCCCCAUCAUAGCAUUGCAAAUAUGAUCAUAAACUCUUUAAAACUAGUAAAUGAUGUAAAAGAGUCAAAUGUAAUUAAUUUUAUCUCUUUUAAAAAUCAGACAAAUGGAUCAUCAAGUCUGGAUAGUAAUAUUGAUAAUAUUCUGAAUAAUGAAAAAACAGUAACUAGUAGUGGGAUUGAAAAAAAAUUCCUGAUAUACAAACUACUGGACAAUAAAGAAGACUCCAGUCUGAAUCAAUAUAAUGGAAUUAUUAUAUUCAAAGAAAGCAUUUCAUUAUUAAAAUCAGGAAAAUUGGUUUGGAUGGUUCCAUUGAUAAAUAUUAUCAGAAUUAAUCUUUACAUGGUAGUAAAUAAUGUAAAUAAUAGAUCUGAAGAUAAAAACAUGAAAUUAAAUGGGAAGGGAAUUAAAGAAAUGUUUUAUAACAAAGAAAAAGCAAAAAAUAAAAAUAGAAGAGCCACAAUGUUUGAGAAUUUUCUGGAUAUUGAGAGUCAUUUUCUAGGUAUAAACAAGAAUGAAGAUGAUACUGAUGAAAAAAAUAGUAAUGAUUAUGAUCAAGGUAUUUGUAGUAGCAAUGAUGGAUGUCAAAAUCUUAAUACAAAUACAACAGAAAAAACUUAUCCUAUUUUUUAUAAUGAUAAAGAUAUAGGGUACAACAACAGUUCCUUUUCUAAAAGUUCUUUUGAAUUUCAUCUUUUUAUCAAACCAUGGAACUACUUGGAUGAUUUGAUUGAGAAUAAUGUAAACCAAAAUAAUAAAUCUUGCUUCAAGAUUGAUAGUAAGAAAGGAAAUAAAACCAGGAAUGGCCUAUUUUGUAGUUACAAACUAUUUUCAGGUAAUGGAAAAAUCAAUUCUACUGGACGUGGAAACUGGAACAGUAAUAUUAACAAAAAUGGAAAUAAUGGUAUUAGUCUCAGAAACGGGAAAAGUUUGUUUCCACAGAUGACAGGAAUAAUGCUUAAAUUUAAUAAAUGGAGGAUUAAAAGAAUGAGAAAGAAAGGAAUAAAUUUAUUUUCUGAUAAGAAAUUUAUGAAACAAUUAUUGUUGCCAAAAAAGAUUGAAAAUAUUCAAAUUAGUAAAAGAUUUACCAUUGAUGAGAAAAAUAUCAUUAAAACUAAUAAUAAAGCUUUGAAUGAAGUAAUUAUUUCAAUGGAUGAAAAUAAAGCAAUAACUAAUUUUAAUUUGAGUAAUAAUACAUUUAUUUCAUUUCCAUCAAUUCCAACCUCAUCAUUAUCAUCAAUCAAUUUAAGCCAAGAAAGUUGUUCAUCUUUUUCUACUGAUAGCCAAUUCCAACUUAGUUCCCGCAAACAAUUUUCAGAAAAAAUUAUAUUUACAGUGGAAGAUAAAGAUGAUGCAAUUAGGGUAUUUUCUAUAUUAUCAAAACAUAUUAAUUCCGAAUAA
This is a messenger RNA of Cryptosporidium ubiquitum, 14934 nucleotides long. RefSeq lists its product as uncharacterized. The record is from RefSeq and is a predicted model, not a curated record. NCBI's taxonomy places the organism in Eukaryota, Apicomplexa, Conoidasida, Eucoccidiorida, Cryptosporidiidae. The transcript has a single exon. Gene Ontology annotation, biological process: protein targeting to vacuole; protein retention in Golgi apparatus. Gene Ontology annotation, cellular component: extrinsic component of membrane. Bases 1 to 14934 code for a protein of 4977 amino acids.